AACAGUGAUCGUAUAUCGGGGUCUAUGAUUUCUUCGUCUGGGGAUUGUGGUCACCAGCAAGGCAGGAAAAAAAACACACACACACACACUAGCAGUGUGCUGGGCCAAACGUCAACUUCGAGCUUUUGACAAGUGGACAGAACUGUAUAGACGGGCUCUCUCAUUCUCGCAGGUUCUCGCAGGUCCCACGAAGUGGCUGGGUUUUUGGUUUGGGUGGAACUUUGGAUUAGAGUACGGAGCUCUAGCAUCACAAAUCUUCGCAGCAAACAGGAAGAAUUUGCAAGGGUGUUGCAAGUGUAGAACUUUUUGGGACGCGUUCUACUUAUCUCUCGCUUGGGCGAGACGAUAGCUACGUGGGAAGUGUGGAGCGAAGCUCAUGGGAAGCGUGCGGGAUAGAAAAAAAACGGGAUUGACUAACAGGGGGAAUCAGGAAAAGUGGCGAAGAAACACGGAAGCGUGGAUCUCAAAGGCGUGUGUAGCGAGUUUUUCGCCUAUGAUUUUUCUCUCUGACGACUUACGGGGGUCACUAAAGAAGCAAUGACGGCGGCUAUGGCGGCUAAGUAGAGAGACGCUACGCUACUGUUUUGGACAGAGGAAUAGAAAACCAAGAUAAGUCAGGAAGCUUGCGGAGCACUUAAGCAGAACUUGCGACCACGUUUUUUUUUUCCCACUGGAGUAUAUAAGCUCUCCACCGAGGUUACAUUCUUUACCAAGAUCAAAGACAACGACAGCGAGUUCUCCAAGUAGAGCUCUCUUUCCUUUUCUACUUUCCCUCAUCUCCAAGGACGAGGAAGCUCAAGAACCUCUGGGACACAAGUAUGGGGAGGAGUUCCAGCUGCUUUAAUCCGCUAGCUUUCAGCCGGUCUCGAGAGAGAAGGAUCACUUCCAGCGAUGGUUUGAAGAUUGCUCAAGGGCCGGACAAUGACCGAGCGGAGUUUGGUCUCGAGUUUGCAGAGUUUGGAGGAGGAUGUUUUUGGGGGAUGGAGCUCGCGUACCAGAGAGUGUAUGGAGUGACCAAGACCGAGGCUGGAUACUCGCAGGGAAUUUUUCACAACCCGAGCUAUCGGGAUGUUUGCGAUGGGAUCACUGGCCACUGCGAAGUUGUGAGAGUGGUUUUCGACUCCAGCGUUUGUAGCUACGAGAAAUUGGUGGAGGUUUUCUGGAAGAUGCACGAUCCAACGAGCAUGUACCGCCAAGGGAACGAUGUUGGCACCCAGUACCGAUCUGGAAUUUACUUCUUCAACAAAGAACAGGAGAGAAUUGCUCGGGAGUCGAUGGAAAAUCUCCAGCAGAAACUCGACGCUAAGAUUGUCACCGAGAUACUCCCGGCCAAGAAGUUUUACAAAGCGGAGCCAUACCACCAACAGUAUCUGUCCAAAGGGGGCCGCUUUGGAUUCAAGCAAUCUACUGCCAAGAAUUGCUCAGACGUGAUCCGAGCCUAUGGCUGAAGCAAAAAGAGAGCUUUUUGUUUCUUCCUCCGGAUUUUCCACAGCUUCUAUAGGUAGUAAACAUUGAGAUCUAUGAAAACGCAAGUUUUUCAAGCUUACUUUGUUGAUGAUCGCUCUGGAUCGUCUUCUAGAGGAAGCUUUUGUUCGCAAUCCAUGAAAGCUUCACUGA
Molecule: messenger RNA, 1617 nt
Organism: Selaginella moellendorffii
Lineage: Eukaryota; Viridiplantae; Streptophyta; Lycopodiopsida; Selaginellales; Selaginellaceae
Product: peptide methionine sulfoxide reductase A1
Exons: 2
Coding region: 819-1448 (209 amino acids)
Molecular function (GO): peptide-methionine (S)-S-oxide reductase activity
Source: RefSeq, a predicted model, not a curated record